AGUGCAGGAAAAGAAGAUUGGUAAACGAUUGAUUUUCAUUUUGAUAUUCUGUUGAGUUGUUUUUACCAAUUCUACUUCUACCACGUGGAAGUUCUACAACAACAAAGCAUUUUGUUGAAACACUAAUGCUAGCAUCGUAGACUGAAUACUGGAACAACUAACUACAUCGAUCAUCACCAAAGAAAACGAAUAGUCGGGUUUUGUUCUCGAUCGACAUCGAGCGUCGUCUGUUCAUCGAUCCGAUUGCGAAGAUGGACGCACAAAUAGUGAUAAUUGCGGUAUACGCGUGCCUGAUCGUGAUGAUUUUGGUCAUGGCGCUGAUCCAGAUGUGCGUGGCAGCAGCCAGGGUUCCCAAAAUUGACGAAAAUUUGCGGGCACAGCAGUACAAAUUGACCAUUCAGCAGCCGUACAGCAACAACUAUCCAGGAGCAACAGGCACGACGUCUACUCCGCAAUACAGCUUCAUGGCCGGUCAGCAGCCACCUGUGCAUGGUGGGCCACAAGCGUACGCAGCGGGCCUGGCACCAGGUGUCUAUGAUCCUCAGAACAACAGUCACGACCCAAGAAGCUGGCCUCAGAACAACAGUCAGCACCAGCAAGCAAAUACAGGGGGUAUGCCAACAGGAGGAACUCUCUCGCCAACGCAGCAGGGGCAAGCAAACAUAUUCCGGCCAGCUUUUCAGCCUGCACUCGGACCUGAUGGCCGUCCGCCACCGCCGCAGAUGAAUUAUGGUACAGAAUUUACAGAUUUCUUUUUUUGCUCACUUGAUCUUGCGCAAAUGCGCCAUUGGGUCGCGUUUUUGAGUUAUGCUUAUCACUUUUCGCAAACACAUUUUACUAGGUACGGUACCGCAACAGCAACAGGGGCCCAUAUAUGCGAUGUACUGAAGAGCAUUAGCAUCGCUUCCAUCUCGCUGUGUCGCCUUCGGACAUCUGGCCACAUCAUAUUACAUGCUUUGGUUCUCUUUUUCUCACGUAACGCUGUGAUUCAAGUGUGAUUCGUAGGGGUUGGCAGUAGCAUGUAUGUAAGUAUCAUCGAUUCAUAUGGGGAAUAUGACCUGGGAGCGCACUCUGUUUCAGUUUUGUUCUUCACGUUGCUUUGCGGGGAAAUUAUAAUGAUUCAUACGGUCACGACCAUAAAUAUUUUUGUUCCAAUCAUCAGGACGGGCCGUUUCUAUUUGGCUGACAUUAAAGAGGAAGACAUAUUUGAUAUGCAUCACAUGAUACUUAAUAACUUGAUUACAUAGUAGAUACUGGCGCCACCUACUAAUCAAAUAUGCGAAAUAUGAUGACUUCGGCGCUGCGCCGCUGUCUCAUCGCAGAUCCUCUGAAAUGCGACACUUGGUAGAUACAGUGUUGAGACGUAGCCAAUGCACGUGAUUGGGAUGCCUACUUCGACGUCGAUUUGUGCACGGGUAAUAUCUUUUUUGCCCACUACUCUCUUACGCAAUAUGCAUGGUUUCGCGUGCGCACAGUCGACACAAAAGGAAAAACUGUUUCGAAAGAAAAGCCACUAGUGUUGAUAUUGUCCGCAGAUAGAGAACUUUACUUCUAGAUUUAUCGGACAUCGCCAGUCCACAAGAACAUCCACUGCUUGCGUUGCCAAUUCGACCAGCCUUUUUUUGGAAAUGCUAGCUGGUCAAAUUGAGGCCGCCUCGUGGCAGCAGCAAAGAAGAAAUGGCUGAACCUAAACUUUCUAUUGAUAAGAUGAGGUUUUGGCUUUGCUGUUUCGGCAGUAUGACAGGUUCCUGCAUCAAGAAGUCAUAGGAAAGAUAUUGCAAAUAGGUCUGUUACCACCUGCAUGCAAGUCUGACCCGGAGACACCGGUGUAAAGCUAAAACACCAUGCGCAUUCUGGAUGAUGGUAUCUGAAUCAUCGCUGAGGUAAGAAAAAGAAAAUGCUACGACUUAUCACGUUGCAGAUCUUACUUUAGAAGUAUUGCAUGCCGGAGCUAAAAAAGGAAACUGUAUCUUCCCCUCACUGUUUGCAAGUCGAUGACUCACUGCUUUUCAGAGUUAUCUCUUUCGCUUUGUUGUGGUCCGUGUACAAUAAAGACACAACUGUUUUUUGACCAUUUUUGGUUGUUCGUAGGAAUUCCAGAGGACAUGCUAUUUUAGUUUAGUUUAGUUCAGUUCUAGUCGAGUUGUGCUGUUUUGAUACUUUCCCGUGUAGUUGUCUUUGUUUUGAGACAUUGUGUUGAGGCAUGAGUAUGGGAAUCUUCCGAUUUUGUUUUAGAGAAAAAAGUCUUGUUGAAUGUGAUGAUUUUUGCUGUGAAUAGAAGAAAUAAAAUCAAUAAGCAAAAAAUGAGAGGCAGAUCGCUCAACGCUUAAUUAUCGGAACACUGACGG
Molecule: messenger RNA, 2348 nt
Organism: Amoebophrya sp. A25
Lineage: Eukaryota; Dinophyceae; Syndiniales; Amoebophryaceae
Source: the annotation of a GenBank genome assembly